AUGGCUUUUGUUCCCAUCAAUUUAAUUGAGGACCCUAGUGUUUCUCGUAAAGAUAUAGAGGCUGAACAUACAAGAGAGCUUCAAGUCGAACAAGCAUUUAAAACAUUCGAAAAUGCAUUGAACUGUCAAAAAGAAGGUAAGCUAGAUGAUUGCCAUCGAUCAUAUGAAUCAUUGUUUAAGUUGGAUAUAAUAUCGAAUCAUUACUUAGAAGAAGAAGAUUACAUAAAAGGUAUACAGAAUGGUAGUUCCAACACGAUUGUUGAUGAGUUGAAUUUCUUAGCACCAAAUGUGAAAUCUUUGAGGUACUUGAUAUUCCGUAAUAGAGCAUUCUUCUAUCUAGAUUUGUUGAAAGGAGCACCUGAAAAAUUGUCAGUAUUCAAUAAAUUCGAAGAUGAGACUUGGGAUCAAGAAAAGAUUGUGGAAAGAACUAAAGAGACAUUUUAUUCCAUGAUAGAUGAUAUGGGUAUUGCUUUAUUAUACCAAGAAGCCGACGAAAUUCUCCUAGAGACCUUGUAUGAUAUCUUGACAUAUAUGAAUGCUUCUAAAUUGGCAAGGUAUACUUUGGAAUACAUUUUGAGUAAGAAAGUUGAAAGUGAUGAUAUUCUUGGUCUAUUACCAUUAAAUGGGGUCACCAUAAAGUUGCAUAAGAACAUGAUACAGAAACUUCAAUGUAAACUAUUCGAUACAAAGUUGGAUCAAUCACAUAGAUCAAGAAUUGAAAAAGAAUACAAUUUUCUUGAGAACAUCAGAAAUGAGUAUAUGGAUCAAGUUAAUGAAUUGUUAUCCCUGAAAGACUUGGUUGUCAACAUACGAAAUCAAAAGCAAGAUUUAAAAUGGGAAGACAUCACCAGUUCCAUAAAUGAGAAGAUCAAAGCUAUAGAAGAUAAAUCAAGGACCGAAUCUACUUCGGCCCUGAAGAUAAAAAAUAUUGAUCCAUAUUACUUCACUUCAUAUCACUCCACUAGAUUGAUUUUUCACGUUUCUGAUAAAGGAAACUUGACUACUGACGAUAUAGAUGAAUCUGCUGUAGAAGAAGAACCCAAAGAAGAAGAUAUGGAAGUUGAUGAUUCAUCACCUGAACCAGAAAAAGAAGCUGAUGAUGAAGUUCUGAAAGAGGAAGAGCCUAAAGAGGAAGCACCCAAAGAUGGAGAAGAAAUUACCGACUCCAAAGAUACACCUGAAGUAGAGACAGUUGAAAUAGCGGAAACUGUUGAAGACAAUGAACCCACGAAAACUGACAACGAGGUACAAGAAAUUAUAGAUGUUGAUAAUUUGCCAGAUCAAGAUGUCAUCGAGGUUGAAGAUGAUGACGAAGGUAUGGAUGUAGAAGUGAUCGAGCCAGAAAAGGACGAGAAAUCAGAUGCAAAAGAUAAAGAGGAGGCAGAAAUUGAAGGAGAAACCAAGAUUGAAGAUCAAGGACCUAAAAACAACAAGAAUAUUCAAAGGGCCUCCAAGAGAUUACAAAAAAAUGAAUUGGAAUCGUUGUCGUGGUUACCUAAUAUUCCGUUGAACAACGAGAUGUUCCAUUUUUCCACUGCUUUCUUUCAGCAAAUGAAUACUCAUUUUUCAGUCUUAGAAGGAGCUGGAAGUCUCAAGGAUGUAUCUGAUUUAUUUGUUAAUCCUCCAUCAGAUCCUUUGUUUUACCAAGAUUUUGUAGAAAUACUCAAUUCCUACGAAGUUUUCAAAGCGUACAGUGGGUUCGUGAAGGGCCCCAAUAAGUUAGCUCAAAAACAAGAAGACGAUGAAAGAUUGAAAUUGUUAGAGGUCUUGAGGUCUUUUGGUACGAAACCCAGAUCGAUUACAGAUCCGUCUCCAGUAUCCCUCAAUGAUCAAUUUAAUGACGAGCAAAUGAAACUUCUCAUUAAUGAAUUAAACUCAUCCAACUUACACGUUACAGAUGUGAAGAUAAGAAUUUUGAAAUAUUUACUUGGGAUUCAAACGACGGGAUCUUGUCUUGUUUGUGAUACCGUUUGGACAGAAAAAUUAUUGAAGGAUGUUAAAACCUGGAUCUUACAAUUGGAUCAACAAAUACUUCAAAAAUCUAAGGAUAUCUUAAGGAAUGAAAAACCUCAACUUCUUGGAGAGUUGGUCUUUUCUGUCAGUUUAUAUGAAAUGAUCACUGACAUUUAUAUCACCAGUAAAAAUAAAAUUGAUAAUGUUAUUUCCCAUAAUAUGAAAACUGGAUUUUCAAGAUCUUUGAAAGGUACUUUAAACUUACAAACAUCCGAAAUAACUAAAUUGAGGUACAUUUUAGAGAGAUGGAAAUUACAUAUUGAUAGCAUACUUUAUUUGGUGGGAGAUGAAGCCAACGAUAUAAUCACCAAAACUUUAUUGAGAUUUCAAUGGGCUUUAAUUCACAAAGAAAAUACCGAAGAUGCUGAUUUCCAAUCCAGCAAAUUCAUUGCUGACCAAUUGUCUAAGAUGUUGGGAACCUUGAAGUCUUUAAAUGGUGAAAAAUGUAUCAAGAUGAGCAAUUAUGAAAACUUGUACGAUAUUGACGAAGAAUCUAUUACUGACUUAGGGAAUACUAUUGGGGUGCUAACAAUGUUUGCAAAGAUUCUUUAUGCUAAUGAUCGUGGAAACAAUGAAGAGUCGGUUUAUUUACUUGAAAGAACAUUAAUUGAUUCCAAAUAUUUCCCCAAGAAUUCCACUAGAAAUGAAGCUGACGAAGUGGCUAUUACUACCAUCAAAAAUUUCUUGGAUAAUUCCACUAUUGAUACCAAACUUAACCUUUGGAACAUUCUUUUCCUGUACUAUAACAAGGAAAAUGACUUCGUCAAAUAUCAAUUUGGAUUUGAGAAGAACUUGGAAACCCUUUAUGACUUCAUAUGUAGUGACAGUUAUAACAAAAUACCUAAACCUUCCAGAUACAGCACAUUAUUAGAAGUCCUUUCGUUUUUUGACGAAUACUUGAUGAUGUACUUGGGCCAUUUAUCUAAAAGGAGCUGGCAAUUAGAAGGAAAAUUGGAAGACAUCAAAACCACUCAUACUCGAUUGAUGGAAUUAUUUCAACUUUUCUAUAUUUUCAGUCUUCACGAAGAAUCUUGUUUGAUAACUGCUCGUAAAACCACAGUAGCUCAAGGUUCGCCUAUAAUUAUCAAUAAAUUCAAAGCCAUGUUAGCUAGACUGGCUACUAUUGUGGUUUUAUACUUUGAUAAAUUAUGUACAUUGAGUGGGUAUGAAAACAGUGAAACUAACACCAAUCAAUUGUUGAGUUUAAUUCAUUCCCAGUUCGGAUUCAGGAAAUUAUGUGAUGGGGGAGAUUGUGUCCUCCUUCAAAUGUUCCAAGAUAGAUUGUUAUUGACCAAUACCGAGGCCUAUCAGUCAGAAGUUCUUCAAAUCUUAUCUUGUAGGUAUAGAUGUAACAUCACAUCUAAUGGAUUUACUCCAGUUGAUCAUCAAACUGAUAGUAAAGCUAAAUUUGACAAAGAGUCAAUUGGCCACAUUUCCAAAUUGGUAUUACCUCUUUGUAUUGAUAGAAAUCCAUUGUAUAAUCCACCAAGAGGAGACUUUAAAGUUCUUUUGGAUGAAUUCUAUGAAGUGGUUUCUGACCCGGAUUAUGACAAUAAUUCCAUGGUGAUCUACAAUGAUUCCAUAUUUAACCAAUACCUAGAUAAUACCACCAUAACACCUAGACUCUUGAAAGAGGCAUUCCACGGAUUACUUACAACUGAAUUUAUCGCUAUGAAUGAUGAAAGACUGCCGGUGAUUCAACAAGGAUUAUUCUUUCUUCAAGCAGUAAUCAUUUUCUCUUCAUAUAAGAUAAGGAAGAAAUCUAUGCAAGGAAGAUCCAUGGAAAUUGAGAAAGUUAUCCAAUUACUCAAAAGUGAUUUGAUCUAUAAUACUAACAGAGUUGAGAGUUGGUUCAUAUUGGGUCAAGCUUAUUCAUUUCUCGUUGAAGAUGAUUUGAUUUGGACUUCGGAUAAACUUGUCAUUGCUGAUCGUAAAUUUGGUACUGCUAACUUACAGAGAAGGUCAUUACUAUGUUAUUUAAUGGCUAUAAGUUUAUCCAAUAGUGAUAGCACUGUUCACAAGAAUAAGAAAUUAUCAUCGGACCUAAUGUCGAGUUUUGCUAUUGAGUUAUUUAACGCAUGUAUGUCACCUAUGGAAAUGUUAGCAUUUAAAGUUACUGAUUAUCCUCGAUUCUUAAGAGUCAAUUCCAAAUGUCAUUUCGUGCUUGAUGCUCCUGUUUCAAGAGUUAGUAAAGAAUUAUGUAUUCGAGUUAUUCAACAAUCCUUACACUUAGCUAUCAAAUUGCAACCUAAAGAAUGGUUCAAUUAUUACAUUCUUUCCAAAAUUCAAGGUAAAAUGAAAUUAGAACCUGAUUUGGUUUUCGAGACAUUAUUAGAAGCUAUCAAAUAUUCUAAGAAUUCCACUCAAUCUUCAUCAACCUCAUUGGACUUAUCACUAGAACCUCAUUAUAGAUUAUGUUCAAUUGCUUAUAAGUAUGUGAAAUCUGAAACAUUACAACCUUCCCAAGUUAUACCAUUCAUUGACCAAGAUCCCAUAUUCAAUGGUAUUGAAAAAUCAAUCACCGAUGAUAAAUCCUUCUUCAGAUUCAUCAUAACCUGUUUGAAGAAAUUAGAAUCCAUUGACAAGAAGAGAUGGCAUCAUAAGUAUAGAUACAGGAUGGCUAAGAUAUACGUUGAAGAUUUUGAAGAACUUCAAGAAGCCAAAGAAGAGAUGUCUUCCAUAAUUUCAUUGAAGCCAACCAGUAAAACUUUAGUUCUGAUUUGGAAACCUGAUAAUGAAAGACCUGGGAAACACUUCUUUUACACCUACCAAUAUAUCCUUUUAUUUAUUGAUAUACUCAUUAAGGAACAGAACUUAACAGGAUUAAUUCAAAUGUUACCCCGUUUAAGAAGGUCUAAUUCCAUCAUGUUAAACUUGGGUUCGGCCUGGGCUGUUUUAUGUAACUCGAUCUGUCAUUUAAUUCGUGAUAUUUCCGAAAUUGGAACUUAUUAUACUGAACAAUUCUUAGUUACUCCUUAUCAAAAUUUCAUUUUCAAGGCCAAUUGGAUACUUGAAGAAUGUAAGAAAAACUCCUUCCCCAAAGAAUUCAAGACCCAUAGCUGUUUAUUAAAUGCCUUGAAUGAUAUGAAGAAACUUAAUAAUGGGUUUGGUCAAACUGCUUUGAUUGAUGACACAAUUUGUUCUCUUUUCAUCAAGAUAUACAAGUCGUUGAAUCAACCAGAUCCCGGUCCUCCAGUUCCAACAGAUUAUCGUAAGAUAAAAAAAUUGGCUAAGAAGGAUAUGUACCCAUUCAUUUUUGAGUUCUUAAAAGCAGCUAAGAAGGAUAUUGAUAAUGUGAUGAAGGAGAAUCCAGAUAUCUUCAAUGAUUUCGUUAAACAAGUAGUGGAAGAAAGAAGACAAUUCAAUGCUUCUUUGAUACCUAUUGUUAUUGAAGAUGGUCCAGAUGGUCCGGAGGUUGUCAAAAAACCCCCAAAGCCUCCAAAACCAGUAAAACCUGUCAACAAAGUUGUAGAUUUGGAUUCUCCAACUUUACCUCCUACAAUAACCAUUGCUGAUAUUGAUAACGAUAUAAUGGAAAUUAAUAGUCCAACACCAAUUCCUUCAUCGCCGAAUAUCAAGUCAGCACUCAUCGAUAUUAGUAGAGAAGAUACUGAAGAGUUUGAAGAUGCACCUGCUUUUGAAUCACCUGUACCGGAAACUGGAAAUACAACAAUCGAUUUAGUUGAAGAAACCCAAUGA
Yamadazyma jaroonii is the source of this 5712-nucleotide messenger RNA. The record is from the annotation of a GenBank genome assembly. NCBI's taxonomy places the organism in Eukaryota, Fungi, Ascomycota, Pichiomycetes, Serinales, Debaryomycetaceae.